AGGUAAAGAAGUUCAAUAUGGCGGCGACUUUCCGUUCUGGUUGCUCCGUCACGUAACCCACGCGUUCUGCUUGAUGUUUGCAUUAAUCUUUAGAAAAAUUGGUAUCCUAAAGACGCGGGAUCAUUUCAUCCGAGUUUACAUUUUCCAUUGAAUUAACUCCGUGAAAUGGCUUCAGUUCAAGCGGAGAUAAAAGAGGAAACGUCAGUUUUAACCCCGCAAGAUAGGAACGUCGUCGUGAAUGGCGAAUACACGACAUCUUGCAGGGAUAAAGACACAGGUAGUGAUUGUACGCAGCUACAGGAGAGCUGCAGUACUAAGAAGGUUACAGAUCUGAACGGGGUAGCGAUAUGUAGUCAAUCAUGUCAGAGCACUACGAAAAGUGGAAAUCAUUUGACCCUUAGUAGCUCCAGUGAAGCAAGUUAUGACCCCUCAAUUAAAAACUUGUCAGCUGUGGACGAAAAGCAGUGUUCGGAACAGGCAGGACCUUCAGAAGCUUUUAAAGCAAGUUGCAAUUUCUCUUAUGUCAGUUAUGAGUCUGAACUCCAAAUGGAGCCCAUAAUGGCCCUUAUAACGAAGGACCUUUCAGAACCUUAUUCAAUCUACACGUACCGCUAUUUCAUACACAACUGGCCUAAGUUGUGCUUUUUGGUAAGUUGUCUGUCUGUUAGGUUACUUAUGAUAAUGAUGCUGAUGAUGAUGAUGGCGAUAAUUAAUAGUUUUAACAAUAAAAAGUAACUUGGUGUGGGUGACAGAAGGAGCGCGCGCAAUCUACCUCCAGGUUCAAAAUGCAAAUUGCUUGGACUUCUACUAAGAAUGAAAGGAAUGCACAGAAUGCAAUUUGAUCACUUGCAUUUAGAACUUCUGUCACUCAUAAUCGAUCACACAUGUUUGACCAUUUGUCACAGGAGACUUAUGCAAAGCGCCGUAUUGGAACAAGAGCGUUUUGACCUUUGAUCCUUUUUGCCCACACUCUGUAACCUUUGAUUGUUACAAGUCUUAUUAAUGAGCAAUUGUUAUUUUGACUAAUCACUCCCUUGAAUAUUAAUCCAUUUUUGAACCUAGGGGGGUCUAGGGGAGGGGGUGGGGUGUGAUAUGAUGACUUGUCCUCAAAGUUGGUCAGUUAAAAGCCAAUGGCUUAAGGUUAGGUUACAGGUUGCACAAGAUCAGGGCUGUCACUAAGAGCCAGGGACUGGGGAUUUCCCCUGGCUACGGGUGUGAAUCCACACCGAUUUCCACCACUUUACGGAAAUUGGUCAGAUUUUUUGUAAUAAACAUAUUUUUAAUGUGGAAAAUGGUUUGGACAAAUCUUUUUUUUCCAAAUUCCAGGCAUUAGGCAGGCUAUGAGAUUUUCAGCUGGAAAAUCACUUGUCGCUGUCUAGUCUAUGUUACACAGUCAAUAAUGCAACAGUCACUCCGUCCCGAUCACAUUCAGAAAUCCAGGAAAUGGGAUAUACAGGAGUUAAAAUCCAACAAAUUUCUUGGGGGACCAUGCUCCCGGACCCCCCCUAGAAGCUUGCGCCUUUGGUGCUCGUUUAAAAGGAAAUCAGUUGGUAUAAUGCUCAGAAUGAUAAAAGAUGGGCAAUGACAGGAAGAUGGCCCAAAAAGAGUGGUUUUGGGACAAGCAGGAUGUUUUGUUGCCUGUACUUUGUCUUAAGCCUGUGCACUGCCCCCAGUUUUCAUAUAUAACACAAUAACACAAGCAUAAAUGUACACAAGAGAAUGAAAAAGUUUCUGUUUGUUGUGGUUUUGCUUAUCUUGCACCCCACCAGUUUGCUAGGAGCUUUCUUAUACCUAUGCGUAUGUCAAUGUGUAAACCAACCAUUUAAGGAAAAGAUAUGAUUUUGUACAAGUGUUACUGGUGAUUUCUCAGGCCCAGGUAACAAAGUUGACUUUUAACCAUGGAUUGCCUUUGGGAAUAAUAGUACUCUCCACCGUGCAGUGUAGCCUGGGAAGUGGACAAAACAUGUCCUCUCUAUCUUGGAACCUGUAAAAUGUAGAAACCAACCUUAAGAAAAUUUUUUCUAAAAUUUCUUGUCGUGUUUUCGUACUUUUAUGGCCACAAGGUAAGUAAUAUGGAGUGAGCUUCAAAAAGCCAGUUGCUGAGCAACACUUUAAUUUUCCCUGAAAGUCUUGCUAGUGUUUGUAGUGAAGAGGGUCUAACCAUUAUUCCUCAACAACAAAGAACAAGCGAAACAAAAGUUUUUGAUGUGACGUUAUGUGAGUGUAUAGAAGGUCACAUGCACUUUGACGCACAGACAUCUCUUCUGUGAAAAGUCCCCAAUGGCAAGGAGCAAGGAGAGAUGGCUGUAAUUGCAGACUAACCAAACUUAGGUUACCGAUAAUUCACCUACUGCAGGCAACCGCAUACCCCGGUGAAGUAAAUUUCUUGAUAUGUGUAUGCUACUCCUAUUACAUUAAUCUUCUUUUAAAAUUCCUGUCUACCUAGUUGUAGUAUUGAGUUUACAAUAAGAAUGUUUACUGUAUGAUAUAUUUAGGCAAUGGAUGGUGACAAGUGCAUUGGUGCUAUUGUAUGCAAACUUGACCUACACAAGAACAUGAUUCGCAGAGGAUACAUAGCUAUGUUAGCUGUUGAGAAGGAAUACAGGAGGCAUAAAAUAGGUAAGCCAUGGCUUUGGUUUUACUGCUAAUAACUACCUUAAGUGAGCUCUUGAAAGUUGUUUACUUUUAAUAUGAUUAUUGAACUUUCUUUAUUUCAGGUUCAAAUCUUGUAGUGAGAGCAAUCCAAGCAAUGAUUGAGGACAGCUGCGAUGAGGUGAGGAAGGAAUAGCAUGUGAAUUUUGUUUUGGUUUUAGUUAUUGUUAUCAUUAUCAUUAUCAUCAUCAUCAUCAUCAUCAUUAUCAUUAUCAUUUCUUAGAACCACUAGAGAAUGAAACAUCUCAGGUGCUUAUUCCUACAAUCACUGAAGUAGGUGUAGUCAGCUAGAUAGAACCAUUCCAGAGCUUCCAGUCCACCUGGUUGGCCUGGGUAUGAGGAACCCAUGCCUUGAGGCAAACCGCGAGUACACUUCUUCAGUGGAAGUAACAUUACCCCUUGUUCAACAAAUCAUAUCUCAGUCACAUCCAAAUAAAUAUGAUAUAUGAUAUUACAUCUAGUUCAAAUCCCCUGAAUUCUGCAUAGUACGAUGUUGUCGGCUUUAUUUGUACUCUAGGUUGUUCUUGAGACUGAAGUCAGCAAUACAGCAGCUCUCCGGCUGUAUGAAAACUUGGGCUUUGUCAGGGACAAGAGGCUGUUUAGGUACUACCUUAACGGUGUUGACGCAUUGAGGCUCAAGUUGUGGCUCAGAUGAAGGAAUCAUUUCAUUAAUUAUAAAUAAGGCAAAUAAAAAACUUACGGUUCUGUUCUCCACGGCUUCUCACCUAAACCCCAUCACAGAGUCUGGCUGGUAAUCAAAAUGCUACCACCAAUGUAUAUCAUUCAUUGUAAAGUGUUGUGUAUCGGACCACGCACAAUUCAUGCCCCUUUCCCUCACCAUCAAAGUUUUACGGAUUUGAAGGUCAUAUUCAACAGUUGUGCCGACGACUUUGAAGUGGUGCAAGGGAUGAAAAAUCCCUGACAGUCGUAAGAAUAAUUUGUCCUUCCUCUAAGGUGCAGUGAAGUAUGAAAAAUGGUUUUGAAAGAUUUUCAAACAUUUUGCAACUGGUUGUAGGAAACAGCAGACCACAUCUUGACACUGGUGUUUUUAGACGUUUUCAGCAUGGUUUGUUUGUUUUCUACUUGCGGACCAGGUGAUAUUGCUCUUUCAAUAAUAUUGUCUUAUUUACAUAAAAAUGUAUGAAAGGCAAAACACCCAUACCCUUUGAGAAUGGUAUAAGAUCUGAAAUGGGGGAACAAAGAAGCCAAGCUAAAGAGGUCUGUUACUUGAAAAUUCUAAUCAGUGAGGUGGAAGCGUCAUCACCUAAGAUACCUGUAUGUCCUGUUUACAGGUGCAUUUUUUGUUAAACAAUUGUCAUUUUCAUUCCAAUGCAAUAGGCCUUCUCCAAAAUCACUCUCAGCUUCGAAAUGUGUUCAACAAGUCCUGAUACCCGUCCACGUGUGAAAAUGCACUUAUAUUUAAUGUAAAUCAGCUUAAUUUUAGUAUGGCUGGUUGCAUGCUAGGCCUCUCUUUCAUAAAAGGUCUCACUCUUCAGGACUGCGAUGAUUGUUGUAGUUACAACCAGCAGCAAUUUUGGUGUAGUAUGACAAAGGAUGCACUAUGACAAACCUGAUUGAAAUUUAGUGGUAUUUUUGGGCGAAAUUGCAGGAAACAUUAGAGUAGAAUCACAUAAACACUACACUGAAAUCACUGUUGGUUUACACUGACAAGAGUUGCAUUGGAGAGUGCAACAAGCAUUAUGAAAAAAUCUCACUAGUUUAGAUUGGCCUGUAAAUGUAAUUUUCACAAUUGAGGUCAAGAAGACCAAGAGGUCAUGUUUUUGUUUUGUAAUUGAGGUUAGUAAGCACCCUACGUGAACAUCCUUCCCUUUAGGUCCAUAUGUGGUUUUUAGGUGUGGUAUUUUCUGGUUAAUUUAUCAUUUUUCUUCAAGCAACAUAGCACAGCCAUUGUUUUAGCUGCAACAUUUUUGAAUAGACAGAGAGUAGUAUCAGGUUUUAAAGUCAAAAUAAUAAUGUAAAAGUUGUGUCUAUCUCCCACUUCCCAUGGCUAUGGUUGCUCCCUGAAAAAAGUUGCCGUCAAGACUUUUUAUGUUCCAAACUUUGCUAGGAAUUUGUUAAGCUAUCAUGUAUUGGAUCAAUUACUGACCACCUACCCCU
Molecule: messenger RNA, 4770 nt
Organism: Porites lobata
Lineage: Eukaryota; Metazoa; Cnidaria; Anthozoa; Scleractinia; Poritidae
Source: the annotation of a GenBank genome assembly